UGUAGUGUAGAUCUACAUGACGUCGCUCAGGAUUGCAAUGAAGUUUCUUUGCUCUGUUCUUGCAACAAUCCGCUCAGCUGGACGACUGCCGGUGACGGCUAGCGGUGAUUUGCAGUCAACCUCUUGCUCACUCGACUGAAGCAGUUGCAUCUUGCGUAAAUCAUCGAACUGUUGUUUAGUCGUUCAGCCCCAUGUCGUUGUACUAGCGCGACAUUACGAGCAUGAUUUGGUGUGGCAGUGCGCUAGCUUUGCGGACGUGCUGCCUCUGAGAUGAACGCAGAAAAGCAUCUGGUGGCCGUCAAGCAAGCAGUGAAGCGGUUGGUAGAGGAAGCGGUCACCCGGCGGUUCAUUCAUCAGGACAGUGCUAAUAUCACUGCACUAUGUGUUGCACUGGACAAAGCCAUAACGUUCGGUCUCCAGUCCAAGUUCAAAAGGAGAUGGUCCACGGUGACCUCUGCAGACGUCUUGCAACACCUGGGCCGCUUUGACAAGGCGGCACUUGACCUGAGCAAGAAGGCUCAAGAAAUCAUCGCCAUAGUUGGCCAGCACACAUCCUCUUCAAGCGGUGGAUUCUUCUUCAGCUCGAGGAGUGUUACCAAUGGAGGUGACCGAGGUGGACUACGACAGAAGCUGUUUGCCACCUAUAGCAGCGCACUGAACCACCGCGGACAUGAGCGCUUCCUGUGGGUGCGCAUCGCCCUGUUGGAGAAGACACUCAACCUUAUUGUCGAGCAGCUUGUGAAGCACUCAAGUGCGCUUUAUGAGAAUACAAGUCUGAUCGGCGAUCCCGUUCGAGGGCCUAUCGUUGCCACAUUACUAGCCGGACCGUGUGCGCUGGAUUACUCCCGUAUGAAGACACCAGACCAUUUGUUUACGGAUCCGUCGGCAGAAGAACUGGUCUUGAAGGAUCGGAUUGCUACACGGAGUGAAGGAGCUGUGAGUGCUACUCAGCAUAGUCUGGAGAAGAACUGUGCAGCGCCAAGAAGUGAAUCACCCACACCCAGAGACAGCGAACAUGGAGAAACGCUUCAGGCCAUUGCUACUCUGCACCAGAACUCUCAAGCCACCCUUAUCUAUGGCAAGAACAACGUGCUCCUGGAAACGGCACCAUCUCAUCAUGCCCGCGGCUAUCUCUCUGUUCACCAAAUGGAGACCAAUCUCCUGCUGAAGUGGACACCCAAUGAGCUGGUCACCGGGAAAGGGACAAAUGCGGCGCACUCCCCGGGCCAUAGUUCAUUUGGCGCACUGACUGUGAAUCUCAAUCAAGUCGUCUGCGUCCACUGUCAUCCUUAUGUUGCCUCUGCGGAGCACGAGGAAGACGAAGUGGACGUUCAGCGUAUCCAGUUUAUCCUGCAGGAUGGCACGAGUUUGCCGCCUAUUGGCCUGCAGCAUGGCUCGACGCUCUUCACAUUCCUGGCUAUGCUGGAAACAUCUCUGCUGCCCAAUGUCCGCCUGGAUCCUCCAUUGUGGGGGCAGCAUGAGAGUAGAGCAGGGCCGUUUGCGCCUCCGUGGCCAGUUUCCAAGCAGAGAUCCAUGCCAUCGUUCAUGGGCCUUCAGGCACCCGUCGACGGAGACUCGCCCAGCAAAACGCAGUCGCCGUCAUCGCUUGUGAAUCGUCGCAUCGACAUGUCUGACUUGCCAAACUCGCUGGCGGGUGCUCGGCAGUUUAAUGCACGUCAGCGCUUGGAGCGGGGCUGUGUCUUUCAUCUCUUACCAACUGGUAGGGAGCCAUCUCCACCGGCAUCACCUCCACCAGUGGAGCUGUUCCUGCAUCUCUCCAAGGACGAUGCCAAUCCACAGCAGGCCAAUGACAGCUCCGAGGACCCGGACACUGUUCGCCAGCGCUCCAGUACAUUGCCGGAGAGCCCAUCGUCAGCACAUUCACAAUUGCCGACACUAGAGCAGCAGUCAAAGUGCUCACCGAGCGCACAUCGUUCCAUCAGUAAUUUGAACAGAAUGGUCACGGCACGUAUGCAGGAGAGAAUCAAGUCACGCACAUUCUAUGGGUGGAUGAUGUACUGUCGUGAUAUGCGUAUCGUUCGCAACAACCUAGGCAAGCUGCUGUUGCCAGUGACGGACAGUAAUCGCACUGUGCACGUCAGCAAGUCCUCCAUGGACCAGUGGGGAUCAGGUCUUACAUCUCAACUCUGGGAAGAGCUCAUGACCAAUGAUGGCGUUAUUGGAAAUCCACACGCGGUGAUGAAGUACAUCUUCUUUGGUGGCAUCCAGGACGACAAGGCAGGCAGUUUGAGAAAACAGGUAUGGCCGUAUCUACUUGGUCUGUAUAGCGUUGACUCAACACCAACUCAGCGUACGCUGGCAUUGGACAAGCUGCGUAAGCACUAUGAGGACACGUUGCGUGAUUGGGUGAUGGUGGAGAGUUGCCUGAAGGAGACAACGGCCGACGAGCUAGCGCAGUGCGAGCAGCUGUUUGCCGACUUGCCAUCGCGCACACAGCAGCUCCAGGCUAUGUGGGAGUAUCGCGAGUCGCAGCGCAAGCAGAAGAGCAACAGGACCGACGGGAACGCGUCCAGCUCCGGCGGCAAGAGCUCGACUGCAGGUGCACGACAGACUACCCAUGCCUCUCCGUGCACCCCGCCCAGCCGAACGCCUACACCGAGUGCUUCCAAGCGCAGUGCCAGCAACGAGCGCAGCAAAGCGACUACAGCACCGGGCGGUACUGCAGUGCUGGACCUAAGUGACAAGUCCGACGACUGCUGCACGUGUAAGCUUGAGGAGGCGGCGGCGGCAGAAUAUAAUAAUGAUGUACAGGUUGGGCAGACGGUGAAUGGAAGCGGCGGCAGCAACAGCACGGCGGGAGAGGAUGGAGUUGGCUCCACGGUAAUUACUUACCGUCGCUGUCCUGUGUGUGGCAAGUCACAACAGCAGCAAAGGAGUGAGAAUCACCAGGUAACCAAUGGAGUAGCAAGUACGGAUGAUGAUGAUGAUGAGGAGGAGAAGCGUAGUACAAGUAAGAAGCAAUCUACCACAUCAAAAACCAGCUACCAUGUUGAUCCUGACCAUGAGGAGUUGGAGCCUUCGGAGAUUUGGUCGCGGGAGCUUCACAAGAUUGACAAGGAUGUCAUGCGCUGUGACAGGAACUACCACUAUUUUGUCCCUGCCAACUUGGUGAAACUGCGGAACGUCAUUGCAACUUAUGUCUGGGAGCAUCGUCCACCAUUAGAACAAGGUUACACUCAGGGCAUGGUGGAUCUGCUAGCUCCGCUCAUGGUGAUCUUCAAUGACGAGGUCAUGGCGUAUGGCUGCUUUUGCAAAUUCAUGGCCGUGAUGGGAGACAACUUUCCGCACGGCAAGGCCAUGGACAGCAACUUCUACAACAUGCGCCUGCUGUUUGAGGUGUACGACAGGGAACUGUUUGAGCUGAUGAAGAACAAUGGUGACUACACUCAUUUCUUCUUCGCCUAUCGCUGGUUUCUGCUGGAUUUGAAAAGAGAGUUGGUCUAUGAUGACAUCUUCAAGUGCUGGGAGUGCAUCUGGGCUGCUCGCCAGUGCUGUUCGGAGUCCUUCACCUUGUUCUUGUGUGCGUCUCUAGUCCACACAUACCGUGACAUCAUCUUGAAGAACAACAUGGAUUUCACAGAAAUUAUCAAGUUCUUCAAUGAUAUGGCUGAAAAGCACCGGCUAGAUGAGGUCCUGGAUGGAGCACGGGGCAUUGUGGAGUAUCUCCAGAAGCUUCUACUGAAUGAGAGCAAGGAUGCAAGCAGAGUGACCAGCAGCAGUAGUCACGGUAGCAGUAGCCAAAGCAAAAGCAGUGCCUCAUCCAUGUCAACAGAACUACUGACCCCUUGAGCAAUGAGUAUCGGUUCUGAUUCGGAGCAUCCUUGCUGCGGAGCACUCCACAGGAAAUCGAUGUCGAACAAAGCAGUUUGUACUGGUGCCGCGGAGAUGCAUACUGGUAUGGGCGUUUUUGAUAGUCCUCCAAAUGUACUUCAAAGUAUUGGUUUGUCCGAUAGUAGACUGUGAUUGAUUGAUGAGUCUAGUGAUAGUAACUGUUGUUGACCUAUUGCUCGUGUGAAUCGAUAAACUUCAAACCUCCAGGACACUGCUGUAUUGUCACAUUUCCGCAUGACAAGAUGCACCGUGCGACUGUGUAGCCGGACUACGCACAAGUCAACAGUGAGACCGUGCAACGGUGCCACUAGAUUUUGAUGACCUUGGCAACCACCGUGGCAAUCAGGACGAGCAAGACAUCCUGACAAGCGUGCGCAACAAGCAAAGAAGGUGCUUUCAUUGUUCUGUAGCAAUAUCGGUUGUUGAAAAUCCUUUCAGGGUGAAUGAUUAUCUACAAUUUUAUUCCACUGCAUUCUGCUCUACAUAGGAAAUUGCUCCCAGCAGUGAAUGAUCGAUUUCUAACUUGAUGACAAUUUUGUGCUAAGAUAUUUUGAAUUGCCGCACUAGUUCGAUUCCUAUCAUUUUUUUCGUGUGUAGAUUGACUGGUUCAGUAACACCAGACACCCUUCUUCAGAUGCAAGUUCCUUGCAAGUGCCUUUGUGGCCUUCGUACUACUAUUUAUGCCUCGCAUUGCCACCUGUGGCUGUGCUGUCCAUGCGCACUAUGAAAUAAUUUGGAAAUCCGAGCGCGUGUGUUCUUUCAUGUACACAGAGUUCAGGCUGUAAUGAAUUGAGUCCAUCUCA
Messenger RNA from Sycon ciliatum, 4655 nucleotides. Its product is annotated as small G protein signaling modulator 2-like. Gene Ontology annotation, biological process: activation of GTPase activity. The record is from RefSeq and is a predicted model, not a curated record. The transcript is spliced from 23 exons. Gene Ontology annotation, molecular function: GTPase activator activity. The coding region runs from base 271 to 3810 and encodes 1179 amino acids. Lineage: Eukaryota; Metazoa; Porifera; Calcarea; Leucosolenida; Sycettidae.